UAUAACGCGGCUUCUAGGGCUUUACUGCUCUCCUUCAUUUACUGAUUGCGAAGGAAAACGCACUCACAUCGACUGCAUUUAUAGUAUAGAGGUAUAAUAGUUAUAUAAUAUAAUAGUUGAGGUUUUAUUGAAUCUUUAGGGCUGUGUUGUAGUUUAAAAGCGGACAGAGCGGCUUCCACCGCCCACUUUCUGUCGUUCAGCUGCUGAUGCGGCCUUCGCUGUUUGCUCGGACACAGCGGGGACAUGGCGGAAGGUUGAAAGUCCAAGAGACUUUUCCCAGCAACCCUACUUUUUAGAUAAAACUCCUUUGGACACAGUAUUAUAAAGGGGUUUGCUGGAAAACUGGCGGCUGUGUUAAGAAAUCGGUUCGUCCCGGAGGACAUGGACGUUGCGGCGGAGGGAGAGGCUGAGGAGCUCAGGAGGGAACACUGGAAGCUGCUGUCCAGCUUAAAGACCACGGUGGAGGGUCUUUUGUCCACCAACAACCCCAAUGUAUGGUCACGUUAUGGUGGCUUGCAGCGCCUGCACAAGGACAUGAACAACAUCCUCAGCCAUGGACUGAAGAACGAGCAGGUGUACUUCAAGCGACGUGACUACUGGCCCUUUGUUUGGUGUGUUCGAUACAUCAGCCCCCACCUUGCGUCACAUGUUGAACAGUUCAGACACCUGGAGCCGGUGCUGAGCAGUGGGAUACAGAGCGCUGGGGAAAGCUACAAGGCCGAGCGCUGGCUGCUUCAUAGCUUACAAGUUCACAUGCUCUCAGCUCAGCUCAAACCGCUGCUCAGACAUCGAGGAAAUGCACUUAAAUUUUAUAAUGAUGAUUCCUUCCUCCUGAGUGAGCCUCAUGUGACGGCCAUGUUUCAGUGUUUAGAAGCGGUGGAGCAGAAUAACCCCAAACUGCUGGCCCAAGUAGACACAGUUGGGCUGUCCCCUCUGAAGGGUUCACUAUGUGUGGGUCUGUUGAAGAGCCAGAGCCUGUGUGUUCUGCCGGGAUCCGGUGGGACCUGGAGGAACGCUGACACGACUCCCGGAGGAGACUCUCUGAACCGCAGACUCGCCACGUCUAACUUCUCUCUGCGAGAUACUGUCGCCCGAAACCACAAACCUACCAACACCAACACAGCUAGAUCCCAUCACACAAGCGAGGAAAGCAUCAAUAACAAGAACACUACCUCUCCAGCCAGCAGCCAUGAACACCCCUGGGUGUUUGUGUCCAGAUCAGGGGGGAUUGAACAAGGUCUGACACCCCCUCCUUGCGCGGGGUCCGUCCCUUCUUUUUCCCUAACGGAGUCUCCCUCACCCUCUUCGCUUCAGCCCGAGGCUGCGGACUCGUGCGAUGGCGACUCUGACGAUGGUCCAGAGUAUCUGGCUAUCGGUAACCUGGGGCAACGCAAUCGCCGUGGCUCCCAAGGUUCCACCCACAGCAGCGAGCAGGACGGGACCAAGCAGCAGUACCUGCCUCGCAGUUCCACGGCUCCGACCCCACCGAGGCGCUCAUCUUUUUCAGAGGGUCAACGGGGGCCAGGGAGGGGGGCUCGGGGGCACACCCGCUCGUUUUCAGACACGGGGAUCAAUCAAAAACUCAGGGAUGAAUCGGCAAAUGAGGACGGCAGUAUGACGGACUACAGUCCUUUCUCACCUCAGCACCGUGAUUCCAGCACUCCCAGUUCUCUUUACAUGGAGUCCUACGGGUUUCCAAACGGCGGCGCUCCUGAUGGGAUGUUCAGGAAGCCUUCAAAGGGGCAGAGCCUCAUCAGCUACCUGUCAGAGCAGGACUUUGGCAGCUGUGCUGACCUUGAAAAGGAGAACGCUCAUUUCAGCAUCUCGGAGUCUCUGAUCGCUGCCAUCGAGCUGAUGAAGUACAACUUGCUGUGUCAGGAAGUGGAGGGCGAGGAGGAGGGGGACAGCGACUCUGAGAUUCAGCAGCUCAAGCAGAAGAUCCGCCUGCGCAGGCAACAGAUCCGCCGCAGCCGUCUGCCGCCCUGCACCUCCUCCCAACACAAUUUCCACUCCACCGACAGCGGCGGGUCCAGGAGGAGCUCUCAGGGCUCGUGCCAGGGCCUGUCAGACUCUGGCUCAGCCGAGGAGGUGGAGGAGUGCGAACUACAAGAUGGCUGCGAGGGUCAGUCCCUGCUGGCGGUGUCUCAGAACGGCCUCUCGUUGUCACUUGCCUCCCUCUUCUCAGAUGCAGAUAUAAAGCGCAGUGUGAGCUCCAGUGGCAAAUCUUUUCUCAGCUCUGAGUCCAUCUCUCCUUCCUUCCUGCAGUCGAACUCAGCCGAGUCAGUAGCCAUGGGUUUACUCAGGCAGUUUGAGGGCAUGCAGCUUCCUGCAGCUUCAGAGCUCGACUGGCUGGUCCCAGAACAAGACGCUCCGCAGAAGCUGCUUCCCAUUCCCGAUUCUCUGCCAAUCUCCCCCGAUGACGGGGAACACGCGGACAUCUACAAGUUGAGGAUUCGAGUCCGAGGCAACCUCGAGUGGGCGCCGCCUCGCCCACAGAUCAUCUUCAACAUUCAUCCUGCCCCAAAGAGGAAGAUGAUUGUCACUAAGCAGAACUACCGCUGUGCUGGUUGUGGCAUUCGCAUUGACCCAGACUACAUCAAGCGGCUGCGUUACUGCGAGUACCUCGGCCGGUACUUCUGCCAGUGUUGCCAUGAAAACGCCCAGGCGGUUGUUCCCGGCCGAGUGCUCAGAAAGUGGGACUUCAGCAAGUACUAUGUCAGCAACUUUGCCCGGGACCUGCUGAGCAAGAUCGCUGGAGAUCCGCUUUUCAACCCCAGCGACAUCAACAACUGCUUGUACAAGAAGAUCAAGGCCCUGGAGUCCGUCAGGGUUUUGAGGGAGCAGCUGUUCCACAUGAAAAAUCUCUUCAAGACCUGUCGCUUCUCCAAAGAGGUGCUCGACCAGUUCGACAGCCUGCCAGGCCACUUGACCGAGGACCUCCACCUCUUCUCUCUCAACGACCUCACUGCCGUGCGCAACGGAGAACUGGCGUCCCGAAUGAAAGAGCUGCUCAAGCUGGGCACCGUACACGUGGCUAAAUGUGUGCUGUGCCAAGCGAAGGGCUUUGUGUGCGAGUUCUGCGGCAACGACAAAGACAUCAUCUUCCCCUUCCAGCUGAGCAAGUGCCAGCGCUGCGAAGAGUGUCACGCGUGCUACCAUCGCAGCUGCUUCCGGCCGGGUAAAGACUGCCCUCGAUGUCGGCGGCUGGCGGAACGCAGAGAGAGGAUGGCACGGAAAAACAUGGAGGAACAGGAGGACGAGGGGGGUGGGGACUAACGCCGCCGACAUGGCAACCUCAGGAAAGAGGAGCAGCACAACACAACACGACAACGAUUGUACUUCUUGCCCCCCGGCUGAUGGCGUCCACUGCAAACAGCUGCUUUUAACCAGGUUUCCAGAUGUUGUACUGCAUCGCUUCACAGAAAUGUGGCUCCAGCUUGGUUUUCUUCAAGCUCUUUUUAAAACGUGCACUUUAGGUUGAAAAUGCGUCCUGCCUGACUCAUGAACGGAGUAUCACACAAAAGUCAGGUUUAUUUACGUCCUUAGUUUGUAACUUUUCUAAAACAUAACUGUAUUUUUAAUAUAAAGGAGUUAUGCACUAACAUGUUAUUGAUCAUUUAAUCGAGUUUUUUUUUUGUACAGAUUCUUACGACUCCCAUUUGAUCCCAUACAAAAAAAAAGAAGCUAAUUUAAAGAUUAGGUUUAAAACUAACAAUCUUUAACUAACUUUCCCCCUAACUUCAGCAGUGUUACAUCAUUCCUUUAUGACAUUUCCUGCUCUGCUCUCUUUGAUAAUGUGUGAACGGUAAAACAUGCUGCCUUGCACAGUUUUUUGAUGCAACCCUUUUUGCAAUUUAACAAGAGCCAAAGACGUCCAUGAACUCAUCAGCACUUGCGCUGAACUCGUCCGUCAAAAAAAAAAAAAAAAAAGAACAUUUGCUCAGGCAGUUGUGAUCGUUUGAUGCCUCCGUUGCCACAGCAGCUACAGAGUCUGAAUGAUUUUAGCGUUUAGUUGAAGGUAGUUUCCGGGUAUUGUUUAUAAAAAGAACGACACUGAAAGCCUAAACGUUCUUUCAGGGUUUGACUGAUUUUGCGUUUGAUUAAUCCUGCCAAAUAUAUUUUAGUUUGAACAUUCAGAAGGUAUUACCUGGACUUCUUCUUUUGCUACUUGUGUUUCCUUUGAAGCUAUUUUAGACCCAUUUCUGUGCCUUUGUGACCAAUGAACAAACGGUGGGGGAAGUUUCGGAGGGUCAGAGAAAUACUGAGUUUGCAGGACUGGAUUUCAGGAAGAGGCUUCAGAAUCGAUGUUGCAAGUAUUUGAAAUGAAACUGCAAGCACUCCAUUUUGUGCUGCUUAGAGUGCGUGCACGUGUGUGCGUGCAUGCUCCUGUGUACCUGCUGUCCUCGCAGCUCCAAGCUGAUUUAUAUGUUCUGAACUAACGGUUUCUGUUUCGUUGCACUGAUCUUGUGUGUGCUGGUUGAAGUGCGAGUGGAUCUCUGAUGUCGUCCUUUUUAAAUGUUCGUUUUAAGAACAUGAACUUUGACCUUUCACCUUGAAAUGUAUUGUUUCUGUAAAGAUGCUUCUGUCAUUGUGUUAUGCAGCAUUGAGAGGGGUUUCUUUCCAUUAAUGCAGCUGAAGUCGACACUUCUUGGAAUCUGUAUUUGUUUUGUUUCCACCAGCAGAUUCACUCAUUCAACUUUCAGUUUUCCACAGACUUUCUGCUAAUGACUUGAAAUCAGAGCUGGACAUUUUAAAUAUUGUCACCACCCCUCUGCAUGGUACUUAGAAGGAGGAUGUGAGGGUUCAUUUGUCCGGGGAAAUACAGCAACGUGUGCCUAAACAUACAUUUCCUUUUCUUGCACUUUCAGUCCUCUUGAGCAUUCAGAUUGGUUUUGUGUGGUUACUACUGGACCAGUUUAGAUUAGUAUUUUACCUGCUGCAGCUUAUUUGUCAUUGUGAAAAGUUUAUUUUGGAUAAUAUUGAGGUUGACCAACAAAUGUCUAAUCAGCUUUUUUGUUGUAUUAAAAAAAAAGUUGUGGAUGAAACUAGAUAAAUCACUGAUUGAUUAAAUUGUUACAAACUUCAUGUAUUAACCACAAGCUCCACGAUGCGUCUGUAAUGAAUAUUAUUACUGCUAUACAUGAAUUGUUAUGGGAUGAAUAUUAACCAUGGCUGUCUUUAGCUUAAAGAUCCUGAACUAAAACCCAUCCAGCUCAUUAAAAAAAAAAAAAA
Molecule: messenger RNA, 5232 nt
Organism: Nematolebias whitei (Rio pearlfish)
Lineage: Eukaryota; Metazoa; Chordata; Actinopteri; Cyprinodontiformes; Rivulidae
Gene: rubcn
Product: rubicon autophagy regulator
Exons: 21
Coding region: 382-3276 (964 amino acids)
Biological process (GO): negative regulation of autophagosome maturation; negative regulation of endocytosis
Cellular component (GO): early endosome; late endosome
Molecular function (GO): phosphatidylinositol phosphate binding
Source: RefSeq, a predicted model, not a curated record